UUAGUGAAUAAAAGCUGUGUUGAUGUUAUUUUCUGACUUUACACUGCAGUUGAAAAACAUGUGGAAGUUCCCAGGAGGCCUUUCGGAGCCUGGAGAAGAUAUCGGAGACACAGCAGUUCGAGAAGUUUUUGAAGAAACUGGUAUACGAUCAGAAUUCAGGUCCCUCCUGAGCAUUCGGCAGCAGCACAGCCACCCCGGGGCUUUCGGGAAGUCGGACAUGUACAUCAUCUGCCGCCUGAAGCCGCGUUCCUUCACCAUCGAGCUGUGCCCGCACGAGUGCCUGCGGUGCGAGUGGAUGGACCUCACCGACCUGGCCAAGGCCGCCAACACCACGCCCGUCACCAGCAGGGCCGCGCGGCUGCUGCUGUACGGGCACAGGGAAGGCUUCGAGAAGAUUGACCUGACCAUGGACCAGCUCCCAGCUGUUUACACGGGCUUGUUCUACAAACUCUAUCACAGGGAACUGCCAGACAGUUACAAAGUGAUGACGGGAGUGGACUAAAUCAUAUUUACAUGUGUAAAAAUUUUUAGUAAAUCGUACAUGUAGAUUAAUGUGUGCCAUAUUCUAAGAAUGGUGCACAUUUUGGGUUAACUAAAUCUCUGACUUUAAUUUUCUAAUGUGUAUGAUUUCCAUGAAGAAAAUUUGCAAGUGCACACAUUUUUAAAGCCUCUUUUCGAAUGGAGUGAAUGUAUGGAAAGAUUGUAGCUCUAAGUAAGCGUCACUGGAUAAAGGCAAAUGCUAUAUAAAAGGUGGAAAUUUAUACAUUU
Molecule: messenger RNA, 768 nt
Organism: Myotis brandtii (Brandt's bat)
Lineage: Eukaryota; Metazoa; Chordata; Mammalia; Chiroptera; Vespertilionidae
Gene: NUDT6
Product: nudix (nucleoside diphosphate linked moiety X)-type motif 6
Exons: 2
Coding region: 23-502 (159 amino acids)
Molecular function (GO): NAD binding; NADH pyrophosphatase activity; ADP-ribose diphosphatase activity
Source: RefSeq, a predicted model, not a curated record